Phaedon cochleariae (mustard beetle) is the source of this 3961-nucleotide messenger RNA. Lineage: Eukaryota; Metazoa; Arthropoda; Insecta; Coleoptera; Chrysomelidae. The record is from the annotation of a GenBank genome assembly.
CAGGGUGAGGUCGACAGCAUGCAGCGAUGCCCGUACAUCCACGAGAUGAAGGAGCGGCUGCUGGGCGACCAGAUCCCCAUGGAGAUCAUCCCCGCCAAAAAGAUACCCACCCCGCCACCCCCGCCUUUCGUCGUCGACCAGCCGCUGCCCUCAAAAACUGUCGCCACAGUUGUCAAAUUGAAUUCUGAUGGAUAUGGUUCUCACACCUCCCCAACGAGGACCUUGAAGCAUGAAUGCACACCGCUCAUGCCGAAAAAAGUCGAAAAGGAAUUCCAGUUGGUGCAUCGGAGAGUUCAGCCGAAAAACGCCAAAACCUCCUUGUUCAUAAUCAUGAGUUUCCUCUACGCCAAGCUGCUGGUCGUAGUCUGCAUCGGCUACGUCUUCUCCGACGUAGUCACCCACAACCUCCCCCUCUACUACUACGAAGGCUUCUUCACCUACCUCUACGGCGUGUCGAUCCUCUUCCUGCUGUACGUGUUCUGCUUCCUGCUGCAGGAAAGCUCCUGCUGCUCAGACGGCGGGGAAAGCAAAGAAGCGGGGAAAAAGCAGGCGGCUAUUGCUGCGAAGGAGAAGGAGAAAGAGAAAGAGAAGGAGAGGAAGAAGGAGGCGGAUAAGAAAAAGAAAGAGGAGAAGGAGAAGAAGGAGAAGGAGAAAAAGGAGAAGGGGAAGGAGAAGGAUAAGAAGAAGAAGGGGCAAGAGAAGAGCACCUACCGACGCAACUCUGAGGGCGUGGUAGACGCGGCCCUAGUGCCCGAGCCCGUCGCGGCAUUGUCUCAAUCUCAAGGCGCCCCUUUGGUCUCGCAGGAGCCGACUCCUGCGGCAGGCGCAGGCGCGGCCCCGCCCCCUGCUCAUGCAGCCCCGCCCCCCGUCGCCGGCGCAGGCGCGGACGUCGAGGUGGGCGUGAGCGCGGCCGGGAGAGGGGCGAAAUGCAGACGCAAGACGUCGCAGAACGAGCACAGUCACGGUAGCUUCUUUCUCAGGAUAGGAGCCAUCGCAUUUGGCCUGGGUACUAUGAUAUACAGUGGACUAGAGUUCGGAUUAUUCUUCGAGGUCCCCUUCACCUCUCCUUGCUACAUGAUUCUUCGCGGGAUCAAUCCCUCCCUCCAGAUGGUCUUCACUUUCAUGCAAAUGUAUUUUAUCUUCAUGAAUUCGAGGUUGAAUAUUCACCGAUUCAAAGUUGUUGCAAGAUUCGGUUUGAUGCACGUCGUUGCUACAAACAUUUGCGUUUGGAUUCGAACGCUGGUGAUAGAGUACCUGAAGGACAUCACCAAGUAUCACGUGAAGGCUAAUCAUACCACCGUCAACCUUACAACAGAGUCUGCAUUCGCUGAAAGCAUCAGGCACCACAAUUUACGUAACGCUAACACGGUGCUUGGUACCCACAAAGUAGUACCAGAUAUCAUCAGGUCUACCGCUACUAGUCUACUAACUAGUACACCAUCAAGUACGACCACUUUCAGAGAUAUGUUCCGAAUGAAAGCAGAUAGUUUUAUGUCGACCGUUAGCAGUGUUGCCACUACUUUGAGACCUUCUACAACCACUCCAUAUUCCUCAACUACUUCGACGACUACCCCUUCAUCGAUUUGGAGAUUCAUCCCGACCAUCUCGAGCACUACAUCAACUACAACGCCUUCUCCGUUCAAUUUGAGAAUGACGACGGCUAGAAUUUGGAAAAUGGUCACUACUACAUUGUCAUCGACUACCACAACGACCACCACUACUCCAGUACCUAGAACGUUCAGCAGCUUCAAGGACUUUGGCGGGUUUGACAGCUUUGCCUCCAAUAAUCUCGCCAAUGUUAAUGAGGUUGACUUCAGUGAAGAAGUCGGUAACGACAUCAACUUGAAUGAUACCCAGUUCUUCGAUGAUAUCAUUCCCCAAGCACUCAGAGUUUUCAAUGGUACUUCCAACGUCUCUACCGAUAGCUGCGGUAGGGUUAAUAUAAUGGGUUCCAUAGUCGAAGAAUCUAGCCCUUACUUGUAUCCCUUCAUUGUCGAAUAUUCCCUCAUAGGAGCUGCAGUGAUUUACGUCAUGUGGAAGCAUAUCGGAAGAAAACCAAAAUAUGUCACUCAAGAAGACUUGGAGCACCGUUUGGAAGUGAUGCUGUCCCGUAGGGCCGUGGCCUUGGCUCACGCCCAACAUGGUCGGGUCGAUUGCAUCGGGGCCUCCAAGGGAUUAUUCUUGGGCCUGCUGAUGCUAGUAGCCUCUCUGAUAUGCCUCAUACUCUUCUUCGUGCUGAUAUCCAACAACGCGUUUAGGAUGUUGGCAAUCUAUUUGGCGGAGGUGUCUCAUUGCAUCCUCAUGGUUUUGAGCAUCAUCGCCAUAAUCGUCGGGUUCAUAAGGGUGCAACAGUUGAAGUUCAAGACCGAAGAACGUAGCGACCUCAAUGACAUUCUCCUGAGGAUCUCUGCUUUCGGACUUUUCUUGUAUGCAGUUUUCAGCGUGGUGGCUGGCCAUCUUGAUGCUUUCACAGUGGAGGCCAAUCUUCUGACGAUGAUAACUGGCAUUCUGGCGAUUCUGCAGGUGAUUCUCCAGCUGCUCUUCAUCGCAGACAUCUCACGCAGGCGAGUCCACCUGCCGGAGCACGACAGAUCGAAGCCCGGCAGACAGGUGGUCACCUUCCUGCUCAUCUGCAACCUCACCAUCUGGAUCAUCUACACGUUCGAGAUGCGCAAGGUGGAAGAGAACCCCGUUCAGCUGCGCUUCUACGGCUUCCUCACCUGGUCGAUGAUCCAGAGAAUCACGUUGCCGCUGUGCAUCUUCCACAGAUUCCAUUCGGCCGUCGCUCUGGCCGAAAUAUGGAAGACCACCUACAAAGCGCGGCUGGAGUAAGUCUGGAAGGUCUGGUGGCCACUCGGCACGAAUCGAGUGAGUCUGGACGACUUGGUGGCACUUAGUGAGGAUCUAGCGAGUCUGGACGACUUGGUGGCCGGACUGACGCCAAGCGAGGCGCGAGCGAGUCUGGAAGGUUCGCUGACCAUUCGGCGAAGCUUGAACGAGUUUGGAAUGUUUGAUGGCCAGUCGGCGAGGCUGGAGCGAGUCUGGAAGGUUCGGUGGCCAUUCGGCGAGGCUCGAGCGAGUCUGGACGACUUGGUGGCUGGAUUUCACCUGUUCCAGGGUUCGUCUGGACGUACUCGAUUGUAUGUAUCGAAGUAAUAUUGUCUAUUUUCUGACAGGAUGAGUUUGAUGUAUUAUUGGUUGGUGAUUAGUGGCCGUUUUCAGACGAGGUCGGGAUGUUGCAAUUUUGAUGGGUAACGAGAACUGAUGGAAGUAGUUAUACGAGGUGUGUCAUUGGGAAACGGAAAUACGUCAACAGGGGAGGGAGAGAGGUUUAGUUUUUUCUAAGGGAGGCAAAAAUGAGAAAAUUAUCGGGUUUUCGAUAUUGCUUCGGAACCAUCCGGACUGGAUUCAGAAUUUGUUCAGAGGUAAGUGGACAAAAUCCAAAAUUCGGAAUUCCAAAUCCCUCGUUUUUUAUCAAUCAAUGUACAAAUCUCGAAAUUCCUUUCCACGUAUGAUGAUGAAUAAUAUAAAUUUCGGCACAGUGAGUCAAAAAUGGUGGUCAUAAUUAUAAUAAUAAUUAUGAACUGCCGUAUCUGUUGAUAUUAAUACGGUAUUCAAAAAUGGUGGUCAUAAUUAUAAUAAUAAUUAUGAACUGCCGUAUCUGUUGAUAUUAAUACGGUAUUGGUCUGAAAACGGUCACGGGAAGGAAUUACUAAGUCUGAUUAGUCUGCUCAUAAUUUACAUAAGUUGAAUUUAUCAAUUUUAAUUAGUUUUUGCCGUGCAUAAUAUUUUCGACAUAUCUAUGACCAGUAGCAAACAAAAUUGUUAAUUUGUCCAUGGCAUGGAGGAGUUACUUGGAAAAAUACGUAUUUUUCGACAUCUCUAUACAAACAAAAAAUAAGACUGAUGAAUACUGGUAAUAUACAGAGAGUGGCUCAUUUGAUUGCGGGACACCUCCAUA